AUGUUGUCCAGGAUAGAGCUAAGGAAUUGCAGUUUCAGUGGACCAUUACCAAAUUCAAUGACAAACCUUACUCAGCUUCGUUAUUUGGACUUGUCAUCCAACGGGUUUGAGGGUUCAAUCCCAUCGUUUAACCGGUCCAGGAAUCUCACUCACAUAGACCUUUCUCGUAAUGACUUAAGAGAACCAAUCCCUUCCUCUUUUGUUGAAGGUCUUCUCAAUCUUGUAUACGUGGACUUGAGAUUCAAUUCAUUAAACGGAACGAUUCCAUCAUCUCUGUUCAAUCUCCCAUCAUUGCAGAAACUUCAGCUUUCCAACAACCAUUUUGAUGGUCAACUAACUGAUUUUCUCACUGCAUCUCAGUUGGACACAGUAGAUUUGAGUAGCAACAAUUUAAAUGGACCUAUUCCCCUAUCCUUAUUUGAUCUCAAAAGGCUUAAUAUCCUCUCACUGUCAUCCAACAACUUCACCGGCAUUGUACUGCUUGAAAUGAUUCAGAGGCUCAGUAAUCUCACUAAGCUCGAUCUGUCAUACAACAGCUUGUCAAUUAAUGCAAGUGGAAGCAAUUCUAACUUCUUUCCCAACCUCACCACGUUGAAUUUGGCCUCUUGCAAUCUCCAAGGGUUUCCUAACCUAAAGAACCAAUCAAGGCUGUUCCACUUAGACCUCUCUAACAACCAAAUUGGAGGUGAAAUACCAAACUGGAUCUGGGAAGUUGGCAAUGGAAGCCUUGUUUAUUUGAAUCUUUCUCGUAACCUCUUAGUGGGCCUGCAAGAACCUUUUGUUAUUCCUAGUCUCAGUGUCCUUGACCUACAUUCCAACAACCUCGGGGGGAAAAUCCCGAUACCACAAGCGUCUGUCUAUGUGGAUUACUCUAGCAAUGAUUUCAAUUCUUCAAUCCCUGCCGACAUUGGCAAUAACCUCACCUGGGCUUACUUCUUUUCUGUUUCAAAUAAUAACAUCACCGGCAACCAAUUUUCAACUUUUGAGAAUACUUCCUUUAAGGGAAACAUGGGAUUAUGCGGGUUUCCAUUGACCAGUGAUGUUGAGGACAAUCAUUCAUAUCCCGAGACUGAGAUUAACCCGAAUUGGAGAGCUGAUGAAUCAAACAGGCAUUCUGAUACCAAGACUCAGAUUAACGGGAAUUUGAUAGCUGUUGAAUGUGGAUUCAUUACGGGCUUGGGAAUUGUUGUGGGACCACUUUUGUUUUGUAAAAGAUGGAGAGAAUGGUACUACAAGUACGUUGACCGUAUUGUUUUCAAGAUUCUCCAUCGGCAAGAGCAAGGGAGAAAAAACCGCGGAAGAAGACCCCGGAGAAAUCCAAUUCGAAGACAUAAGGGGUGAUGAAGUGAAGCACAGCAAGUAGGGCACUUGGCUUGAUUUGCUUCAACUGAAAGCAAAAUCAGGCAAGAGAUGUGUCUAUGCUUACUCUAGUAGCAGGUCACUGCAUGAAAGUAUUGAACCAUGAAAGUCGAAUUUCUGAAUAAAUAAAAGCAGC
Ilex paraguariensis (yerba mate) is the source of this 1495-nucleotide messenger RNA. Lineage: Eukaryota; Viridiplantae; Streptophyta; Magnoliopsida; Aquifoliales; Aquifoliaceae. The record is from the annotation of a GenBank genome assembly.